Folsomia candida is the source of this 3188-nucleotide messenger RNA. Its product is annotated as venom dipeptidyl peptidase 4. NCBI's taxonomy places the organism in Eukaryota, Metazoa, Arthropoda, Collembola, Entomobryomorpha, Isotomidae. The transcript is spliced from 16 exons. Gene Ontology annotation, biological process: proteolysis. The record is from RefSeq and is a predicted model, not a curated record. Gene Ontology annotation, molecular function: serine-type peptidase activity; dipeptidyl-peptidase activity. The coding region runs from base 638 to 3088 and encodes 816 amino acids.
UUGUAUGCAAAGUUUCUGUCAUCUAAAAUAAGAAUGUAUUCUUUUAUUGUUGGUUAUAAAACAAACGCUGAGCACACGAUCCAUAAAAUUUUUGCAAUCAACUCCUAUAAUGGAAUUUAGUUGUUAAAAAAAAGUGGGUGUUGGUGUUUCUCGUUCAGCUGGCAGUAUGUAAACCAUCAUUUAAUUGCAUCUUGUGUUUAAAUAAGUUAUAUAGUCAACCAUAUCGCAGUAAUUUGAAUAUGGGAAGAAUAAUCUCCCUGAGGCAAUGUGGUAUGAAACCAAACCAACUUGUCGCUGAUUCCUACUAAACCAAUAGCUUUAGAUUCAGCAGGAGUGCUGGUAAUAAUGUGCGUGUGCAGAAUGCAUUGUAUCGUACGAACAUUUGGUUAGGUUUCAGGAUAACCUGUUUCCAAUGAUUGAUGCACAAUUGGCACUGGUGUGGAGGAAUCAUUUGCAAAUUUCAUUCUGGUUUGUGUAUUCAACCCUCGCGUAGUCAAUCUAAUGGUGGGAGGACGGAGUAACCAAUUUGCCUAGUGUGUGCACAUAUUUAGUUAAGUCAUAAGUGUUCAAUUCACAUUGCUCACCCGUUCUGUAAAAAAAAGUGUCAUACGUACUUAUCGACGAAAGAAAGAAAAACAUGUACAUUUUUAAUCUGCCAAUUUCUGUCACCCUCCUUCUCAUUGUGAUAUUGGUGGCAGAAUCAGCUCUGCCCCCAAAAAGUAGAGAGUCGUUUAAACAAGAAAAAUCGCCCGUGAGACUUGACGAUGUCUUGAGAAACACUCUUGGGGCUUCAGGGUUUGGAGGCUUGUGGAUUCCUGGAUCAAAUGACACGCUAAGAGUGAUUUCCGGCAGUGAUGUGUGGGAAUACAAUGUAGCUCAAAAAAGUAAUAGAACGGUGGUGGAACGAACAGUUUUUGAAGAAAGAUUUGGCAAUCAAGGUCUGGGGUUAUCGUUCUCUGCCGAUAAUGAGUAUAUUUUAGUGGAGCAUAGUCGGAGAAGUCUCUGGCGUCACUCAUAUCUAGCCAAGUAUGAUAUUUAUCAUAUUAGCAGCGGGGAUUUUACAAUUCUACAGCCAAAAGGGUUUGAGACAAAACCACAAGAAGAACUGCAGCUUGUCAAAUGGUCUCCAACAUUACACUCGCUUGUGUUCAUUUACAUGAAUAACAUUUACUAUAAGAGCAGCCACGGCCAAUCUGAUACUUCCGAGCAAAUUACCAGCGAUGGAAAUGAUGCUGUUUUUAAUGGAAUUUCAGACUGGGUUUAUGAAGAGGAAAUGUUCGGAAGUCCUGUUGCCCUCUGGUUCUCGACAGACAGCAGCAACCUGGCCUUCGUCAAAUUUAACGAUUCCCAGGUAGAAUUUUACCAGUGGCCACUUUACGGCGAACCAGGCGUGAGAGAAACGGCGUAUCCUGCAUAUGAGCCUUUGCGAUACCCGAAGGCUGGCAGGGAUAAUCCUGUCGUGUCACUUCAUAUCGUGAAAUUGAACAAUCCAACAAGUCACACACAAAUUGUGUAUCCUGUUGAUCAGGACAAAAGUUUGCAAUAUUAUAUUGCUGCCGUAACAUUUGCCACUCCAAAUAAUUUAAUUCUCCAAACCAUGAAUCGUCACCAAAGUCAGUCUGUUUGGAAUUAUUGUAAUUGCCAAGACUCGAGAUGUGUAGAGAUUUAUAAUUACUCCCAAAAAAAUGGAUGGAUUGAUGCACAUACUCCAACAAUAAGUUCCAAUGGUUCCAUUUUCCUUACAAUACAACCUGUUGCUCAAGGCAGUGGUGCCACCGGUAAAUCUUACAACCACAUUGUGGCCGUGUCUACGUCCAAUCGCAAUAACCAUGUUCGGACUGUUUCGUCUGGUGAAUUCAAUGUCGACUCGAUUCUGGGAUGGGAUGAGGCAAAUAAUAAAAUCUACUUUGUAGGUUCCGGAAUGCACGCCAACGCCAGUGAGCGCCAUGUAUACUCGGUUAACGCUGAAGGGGCAAACUCUUCUCCAGUUUGUAUUAGCUGUGCCUUGAAAACCGAAGAAAAUGAAAAUUGCAGAUCUCAUUCGUUUUCAUUUAGUGCAAAUUAUCAACUAUAUCAGCACUCUUGUAGAGGUCCCGGAGUUCCAGAAAUCACGACAAAGUGGAGAUCCAACGAUAGUGUUGCUCACAUUUGGAUGACAAAUUCUGCCCUUCGUGAACGACUCGAGACUAAAUUGCUGCCCACCACAAAAGACGUGGAAGUCGAUAUUGCUGACGGGCUAUUCAAGGCUAAAGUUAGAUUAUACUUGCCACCAAAUUUUGACGAAAGUAAAAAAUAUCCGCUCCUGAUUGACGUAUAUGCGGGCCCAGAUUCCCAGAAAAUUUCUGAGGAUUUUAAGGUAGACUGGGGAACUUAUCUUGCGAGCUCACAGGGAAUUAUUUACGGUUCAAUUGACGCACGUGGAUCGGGAAGACAGUCUACUGACCUGAAAUUCGCCGUUUAUAGAAAUCUCGGCUCGGUUGAGGUUGAGGACCAAAUAUUUGUCACAAAGCACCUGGUGAACACACUUUCCUACAUUGAUGCCAACAAGACUGCGAUUUGGGGUUGGUCUUAUGGAGGAUAUGUCACCGCGAUGGUCCUCGGAAAGGACUAUGAAAAUAUUUUCAAGUGUGGAGUUUCAGUGGCACCAGUUUCUAGUUGGUUGUAUUACGACACGAUAUACACGGAAAGAUACAUGGGACUACCUACAGAUGACGACAACUGGCUAGGGUACAACUCUUCCUCCGUAAUGAACAAUUUGGGCAACAUCAAAACGAAGCAAUUUCUUCUCAUUCAUGGAAAUGCGGACGAUAAUGUCCACUAUCAACAUUCAAUGAUGCUCGCAAGAGCAAUGGAGCAGGCAGAUAUUAUGUUUAAUCAAUUGAGCUACCCAGAGGAGAAUCAUGGCAUAAAUGGACCUGGGAUGAGACGGCACCUCUAUCAUUCCAUUGAAAAAUUCUUGAAUUCAAGAGAGUGCUUUGGGAACAGAUCUCCUGAUAGCAAAAGCCAUGGAUCAACCUUUAGACUCGACAGCUUUAGUUUAUUAUUUACCUCAGUUUCUGUGAUAUUUUCUUGCUACAAAAAGUUAUAAUUUUGCCAUAUAUAAUAUGUUAUGCUAGUCAAGAUGUUUGUACUUAAGUUUUCAUAAGUAAUAAAUCGCAACAAUAAAUACAAAAACCUGAUGCAACUGU